Letharia columbiana is the source of this 2427-nucleotide messenger RNA. RefSeq lists its product as uncharacterized. The record is from RefSeq and is a predicted model, not a curated record. Gene Ontology annotation, biological process: DNA repair. The coding region runs from base 1 to 2427 and encodes 808 amino acids. NCBI's taxonomy places the organism in Eukaryota, Fungi, Ascomycota, Lecanoromycetes, Lecanorales, Parmeliaceae. The transcript is spliced from 8 exons.
AUGGCAAAAUCAAAAGCUGUGUCUACAAAGACCGGCCAGACCAAGCACCCUUCAAUUAUUCCAGCCAAGAGUCCACAGACUGCAAACAGCCCCGACCGUGGCGAUCAAUCUGGAAACACUUUACGACGAUCAAAACGUUUGCAAGGUAUGCCAGUACCAACAUUCAAUCCUGAGCUGCCGGCAACAAUCCAAGCAAUGCCUAGCAAAACCAUGCUAUCUGCACCAGGAUUGCCCUUCGUUAAAGUAGUGCCGGAUGGAGCUGUCUCAUUAUCUGACAGUGGUCCCACCUUUAUCGGAGCCACUGACAGUGAUGAAACCUUAGGCGAUCAUGCUUUUGAGGAGACACAGUCUUCGUCCACAAAGCCUGAUAUCUCGACCAAACCCGUGCUUAAUGAGCCAGACAUUGACACUUUCAGCGAAUACAAUGGGACAGAUAAUGAGAAUAGCGAUAACUCUGACGCCGAGCAGAAUAACGAUGAGGGAAACAGUCGUCCCUCUAAGAAACCUUCAAGGUCUAAGCAAGACAAUCUUGGCGCCGCUUUGGUCAAAUCAAAAAAGCGCAAAGCAGCUACGUCCGGUGGAAAGAAGACUGCCAAAACAGCACUUGCUCCACCGCCGAAAAAGAAGCAGAAAGUUAACGCUCCAACUCCCAAGAGGCAACGCAAAGCUGGCAAUCCAAAAACCAAAACCGCAAAGGAGAGAUUCCUGGCAGCGUCCGCCGAAGACACACGUCCCUUACCAUGGGGUGAGCCUGAAGUGUGGGCAGAGACCCGUCCUGAGCUUUGCGAAGCUCUUCCUUGGUUUCGUUGCUGGCAGGGCGCUGGCCAUACUCAUGGUGGAUUUGUUUUUGGGAUGCUGCUUGAUGAGGACCAGGGUGAGCGUGCAUAUAUGGAUGAGCACGUCACGAUUACCAGAGCGGGAGGCGGCAUUGGAAAGAACGAUUUGGGCGAGAUCUGCCAAAUCAAAGACCACGACUCGGAGAAUGGGAGAAUAAAAGCCUUCAUCAACAACGAGAAGGAGAAAAUACCUAUGCAUCUGAUUAUAGGGCAAAAUAACAUUCAUUGCCCAUCCAGGAUCCCCCACCGAUACUGUGUGACCCCAGAUGUCCACAUCACAGAUCACUGGGACGAAAAGAGCAACGGUCAUGUCGUUGUCAAGUUCCGGUUCGAGAAAACGGACCUUGACAAAAAGAGUUGGUAUGCCGCUGAGGGUUCGCCAGAGUUUCACGUCCCCACCAGUAUCAAGGCCUUACGUAAGGAAUGUUCUAAAUGCAAUGUCACAAAACCACAAGUUUUUAUGUCAGGAUGGAUGUGCCUUAACGGCAAGUGUGUCUCAUUCUGGACGCUCAACGACAUCCUUGCGCCUGAGGCUCAGGAUUAUAAUCCUGCAUUUGUGGAGGAGCGUCAGACUUUUGACGGCUUUAUACCACCAUAUGCAAUGAAACCCGAGCUGAUCCAGCCCAAUGCGACUCACGGUCAGGCUUUCCCUGCGACUAGACAAUGCUGGGAGGGCAUUGUCUGUAAGCUCUGCGGUCGAUGCAAUUUAAGACGACACUGGGAUGCUUGGAGGUGCCGCACUGAAGGCUGCCCAUUUGUGCAUAAGCUUCCGAUGGAUGUGAUUCCAGCCUCAAGUGUGAUGGGAGAGGCUGGCUAUGGCUUUCAAGGUCAUGGCGUGGCCCAAGACAAGAUUUUGGAACCGAGUAUCAAUUGCGAGGUACGAAAGCAUGGCUUAUACCGCGAGUGUGUCUACCAGCUCGGCGAUGGGCUUAUUAUCACCCACCUCAACUCCAACAACGUCAUCAACAGUGCACCUGGUGGACCGGACGAUCUCUUCUGCCACUUACAGAAGGAAGAUAUUGGGCUCGAGAGGCUGCCAAUGAAACAGAGCGUUGUGGAACAAACGUAUUCGAGGCAUUUCAGUCACAACUUCGGGAUGCCCUAUAAGUACGUCGUGGGACACGAUAACUCAACAAGCCUUGCAGACGCUCCUGAUGGUAUCAAGGAGGCUGUGCGUCGUAUGACCUGGGCUGCAAAGCGCACCGUCGCAGAUGAAGAUUUUGUAGACUUCAACGAGGUUCUUGCGAUUGGAUACUUCGAAUCCAUGAAGAUGAAUUAUCACGACGAUGGUGAGAUAUCGCUCGGUCCUACGGUCGCUUCGAUUUCAUUGGGCUGCCCAGCCAGGAUGAAGUGGCGCCUUAAGAUGAGAUACUGGUGCGGUUUCAAGGAUAAGGGGCGUAAACACUACGAUCCUAACCAGCCCAUCCUGCGCGGUUGUCGUAAACCUGAAGAGCGCCGCAAACUGAACGAAUUGGCGAAGACAGUGAGCACUGCCGAGCUUGAUGCGGCUGCUCAAGUGGCCUUGGCUUUUGACAAGGGAGAAUCGAAGACACCUCCCAGCGGUCUUAGAGUUGGACCUCCGACAUGGUGA